AUGGCUAGCUCGCCGUCGGUGUCGUCGGCGCUGCCUUUUAACUUGGAGGUGAUGGCCUCGUUCCGGCCGUCGAAAACUCUGCGAAAUCACAAAGAAGCCCAGAUCACUUCGUUAGACUUUGACGACUCGGGGUUAUAUUGCAUCACAACAGCCAACGAGACUCAGGAUGAGUCGAUUCAAUUAUACGAUUGUAAGACAGGAAAGCACAGUAAAACUAUUUUCAGUAAAAAGUAUGGAGCCAACUUGGCCAGGUUCACUCACAACUCGAUGAACUGUGUAUAUGCAUCCACGAAAGAGGACGAUACUAUCAGAUAUCUAUCGCUACAUGAUAACCAUUUCAUCCGGUAUUUCAAGGGCCACAAAGAUCGAGUCACGUCGCUAGAGGUGUCUCCUAUGUCAGAUACGUUUAUUUCGGCAAGUUUAGAUCAUUCGGUACGGUUAUGGGACCUGAGGUCGCCCUCAUGCCAGAGUUUACUGAACGUACCAGGCCCUAUUCUCGUGACGUUCGAUGCUACAGGAGUUGUAUUUAUUGUUGGAUGUGAACAGUUGAAUUCUAUUGCAUUAUACGACGUGAAAAACCAGGAGCGACCGUUCAUGUCGUUUGAACCCAACACCCCAGCCGGCGUCCGAUGGUGUAAGAUCGAGGUUUCUAAUAACGGAAACUACAUCAUGUUGGUCACCGAUGCGUCUACUUAUAUAUACGAUGCUUAUAAUGGCACACCACAAGGACGACUGGCGGGAUUAGUGCCCCUCAAUGGCCGACAAGCUUCCUUAUCGUCACAAUGUGCGUUUUCCGUGAACGGUAAAUACAUUUUCGGAGGAUCUAACGACAAAAAAAUCCAUAUCUGGGAUACAAGCCAGCUGUCGAAAUCAGCACCCACCCUCUCACCGGUUAUCUCGCUAGACAGCAACCAGGAAGUAGCUGCGCUCCUAGCGUUCAGCCCCAAAACUAUGCUCAUGGCCACAGCAGACAAAGCACUAACCUUCUGGCUCCCUGACCGAGAUCUCAUCAACCUCAACAAAUAA
Sugiyamaella lignohabitans is the source of this 1026-nucleotide messenger RNA. It is a transcript of the gene SWD2, whose product is annotated as Swd2p. Bases 1 to 1026 code for a protein of 341 amino acids. NCBI's taxonomy places the organism in Eukaryota, Fungi, Ascomycota, Dipodascomycetes, Dipodascales, Trichomonascaceae. The record is from RefSeq and is a predicted model, not a curated record. Gene Ontology annotation, cellular component: Set1C/COMPASS complex. The transcript has a single exon. Gene Ontology annotation, molecular function: chromatin binding; protein binding.